GUAUCACUAAAUAUUCCACCUCGCGCUUUAAUCGUCUAUAACAUGUACAUAUCGUUGAGCUAAUUCAUCGAAGUAUAAAGCUGUGGCCUUGUCUCCCAUUCAACAGGAUUUAACCGCUCUUCAUUCAAAGGGCUCUCCCUGCUGGAGAAGCGACGGUACUACAUGCCUUGCUGCAGCACUUCCUGAGGAACAGAAUCAUCAGGAUUCCGUUUUGAUUUUUCUCCAACAUCCAGUCUAUGUUUUGGGUGAGGACGCGAGCAUGGAGGCCGUUCACACCCAGGGCAUCUGGAUUGCUGAACGUCUGCAGCAGACGACGAUAAGUCAUGCACAAAUGUGGCUCACUGUCACUCAUAUUGGAGAUCCUAAAGCAGCCUUUCUGCUCCUCUUCCCUUUCACAUACUUCAUCAGCAAACGAACUGGAAUCGCGGUGCUCUGGAUAGCAUCCGUAUCGGAGUGGUUAAACUUGGUGGUUAAAUGGAUGCUCUUUGGAGAAAGGCCAUACUGGUGGAUCGGUGAAUCGCGUCUGUUUAUCAACAAGCCCCCCCACGUUCAACAGUUUUCCUCUACCUGUGAAACCGGACCAGGCAGUCCGUCGGGACAUGCGAUGGUGACGGCAGCAGUCUGGUGGGUCGUGGUGUCCGCACUGGGGUCAUUCCUCUACUCACGUAGUCGCAGUGUGACGCUAGCAGCUGCUCCCUACCUCUUCUACCUGGUGAUGCUGUUGGCAGUUGGACUCUCCAGGAUCUUCAUCCUCGCACAUUUCCCGCACCAGGUCGUCGCUGGCUCCAUCACAGGUUUCAUCCUCGGGGUGGCUCUGAGCCACAGAGUACCAGACGGCCGCUCCCUGCUGUUCUUCUUCAGCCUCAGCACCGGCCUGCUGCUCAGCACCGUGAUGCUGCAUGCCGGGCUGCAGCGGCUCGGGAUCGACCUCUCCUGGUCUAUUGUUUUGGCUAAGAAAUGGUGCAGCCAUGCGGAGUGGAUUCGUCUGGAUACAGCUCCGUUCUCCUCUCUGACUCGAGACUGCGGGGCCCUCCUGGGUUUGGGGAUGGCCCAGUACUGGAAGCCUGGCGGAUGGUCUCUGCCUUGGGCUCCUCAGGCUUUGUCUCUGGCCAUUUCGUCCAUGGGGCUGUACCACGUCAAUCGUCUGCCGCUCCCGAUCCAACCACCGGGACUCUUCUACGGGCUGUUCUUCAUCAAGUUUGUCAUGGUGCCUCAGAUUGUCAUGGUGCUGGUGCCUGGACUGGUUCACAUGGUCACGCACAAAAAGAGGAAGGACUAGAAACUGUUUUCCGUCUUUCACCUCUCCAAGGAUAAAAGCUUCCUCCUGAGUUUAAAUGCCUACUUUUCUCUUUACAUUUGCACAAAAUCAAAAUAGUGCAAUAAUAAUAAGUGAAAUACCACGGUAUAUUUUUUGUGGGUAAAGUGCAUUUUUUUUUAACAAGAGAAAUUAUUCAAAAACUAUACGUGACAGGGUCUAGCGUUUGAAUGUUACCAGAAAAAGGCUGUCGAGGGGGAAAACAUGUUGUUCUUACUUUAUUAAUGACGUUUUAGCCCUCAGACUUCCAUCAGGUUGAAAUCAGACGGAAAAGAUGUUCUCAAUAAAUGGCCGAGGAUCGUAAUAUCGUUCAUGAAGCGUGUUCAAGUCGAGGGAUUUAUUUAGACUUUCUAGACUGCCACAAAUGUAAAGCACCGUAAUGUGACCGUUAACCACCUUUGCACAAUGCAACCCGACCUGCAGCAGAGAGGAGCGGCUCCAGAGGUCCGGUGAACUCGCUUCAUCCAACGCCACCAACAGAUUUUAUUUUUAAUUUUCAAUCUUGCGGUCUUUAGCCACAACUGACGCCGACUCAAGUGACUUCACUUCACUCGAGGCAAUGUCUCAGAUUGUGUGUAUCUUCGCUGAAGACCCAACACCUGCAAACAAACUUUGAUGUGAAGAAUGGGCGGAGUUACAUUUUGAGCACAUCAGCAUGAAAUAAUAUUUUGCAACAAAUUAAACAAUUAGAAAACUCAAA
This is a messenger RNA of Pseudoliparis swirei, 2015 nucleotides long. RefSeq names its product glucose-6-phosphatase catalytic subunit 3 (gene g6pc3). Gene Ontology annotation, cellular component: membrane. The transcript is spliced from 6 exons. Gene Ontology annotation, molecular function: glucose-6-phosphatase activity. Gene Ontology annotation, biological process: glucose 6-phosphate metabolic process; gluconeogenesis. The record is from RefSeq and is a predicted model, not a curated record. Bases 260 to 1279 code for a protein of 339 amino acids. NCBI's taxonomy places the organism in Eukaryota, Metazoa, Chordata, Actinopteri, Perciformes, Liparidae.